UGUCAGUUUGUUAUCUGUUUUAAUAUAGAGUCGUGGUCAAAAUUCUAAAGAAAUUAAAAACGCAAAACUAUUUAGCCAAAUAAAAAAUGAGCUUCGUUAAUCGAUCUCGUCAGCUAGUAGUUCGUGCUCUUCCAAACUUAAGAAUGUAUUCCGGUGAGCCUGGCUCUGGCGCUGGCAAGGGUGGCGGUGGUGGUGGAUCCAUUAGAGAGGCUGGUGGUGCCUUCGGCAAGAUGGAGGCAGCUCGUGAGGAUGAGUACUUUUAUAAAAAACAAAAGGAGCAAAUCGCAAAUUUGAAGUCUCACUUACAUAAGGAGAUUUCUUUCCAUGAAGAUCAAAUCAAACGCCACGAGGAUGCCAUCAGGCGCCACAAAGAGCAGAUGUCCUCAAUGGAUAAUAAAUAAAUGAUACAUUUUGUUUGCAAUACAGAAUAUUGCUGACAAACUUAUUUGAACUUAAAUAAUUAUGUGUAAAACAUUAAAUGUACUUCUGCUUUUAUUUUGUUUAGUUUCUAGACUGAAGUUGCAAUAAAGUAAAAUAUCU
Molecule: messenger RNA, 540 nt
Organism: Diatraea saccharalis (sugarcane borer)
Lineage: Eukaryota; Metazoa; Arthropoda; Insecta; Lepidoptera; Crambidae
Source: the annotation of a GenBank genome assembly